This is a messenger RNA of Porites evermanni, 7617 nucleotides long. Lineage: Eukaryota; Metazoa; Cnidaria; Anthozoa; Scleractinia; Poritidae. The record is from the annotation of a GenBank genome assembly.
CUUUCUUCCACAGGUGUUGUUAAUGGAUAUUUGGCAGAUUAUGAUGCACUAAACUUUGCAGUAAAUAAAACUUCUAGGUUUUACAACAUUACUAUGAUCGUCAAAAUGUAUAAUCAAUCAGAAAAGAUAGAUCUAUGCCAACAAGGUAAGGCAGGUAACCUUUUUUACACCCCUUUAUUUCUAUGACAACAAUAAAAAAUAUAAUUAUAUAAUUACUUGUCCGUAAAUUUAUACCAGUCGAAAUGUAAACUCUGAGGAGAAUCUUUAUCCCUUUCCCCUCAGAAGAAAAAAACUUAGACUUUUGUACAUUAUGCUAGCAAUUUUUCUCGAGCAUUUUAGUGUGAAAAGUAUUAAUUUAAGAAAUUGAACAAAUAAAAGAAAUUGAACAAAUAAAAAGAAGAUAUUUUUACGAGAAAAUGUACUCUUUAUGUCAAAUUUCAAAAAACAAGAUUCAUAUGCCACCCUACGUAAAACAGCUGUUUAGAGCAUUAUCUUUUGCUGUAUUGACGUUGUGGUUAUACCACUUAAUAUACGUUUUGGUAGCGCUAUGAUGGGCAUUACUGAGCAUUUUUUGACCUUUUGAGCUCUUUUAGGAGGAGACAGGGCAUUUUAGUGAGAAAAAUGGAAAAUUAAGGCGGAGCAUUUUAGUAGGUAAAGGAACGCCUUAGGUACAAAAGCCUAAGUAUAGUAACAAGUGUUUUAGUACAUAUUGUAUUUAUUCCUUCAAAUUUAGAGCUUUGUCAAGCAAAAGUUGUUGCACUUAUCGAAGGAAGCCAAGCAAACUUACCUGCAUGCGCAAUAUCUACAGUAACCGGCGUUCCACUUAUCCGUCUCCAUGGAAACACCAGGUUAAAUGAUCAAUGUGAAAAUGCAGUACACAUGACAGUAGGCUACAGAAAUUACGCGCAUGCGUCACUUGACAUACUAGCUAAGUUCCGGUGGGACAAUAUCGCACUAGUUUUUGACGGUGAGUGUUCUUGACAAUCAUUGUAACUAUUACUGUUAUACUUAUGAGGGGGAGAUACCAUGUUCAUGUAUAAAGUUAUGCGUUGGGGACAAAAUCAGAAGCCAUUAGGAGUGCCGCAUGGGACCCCACCCCGAUUUCAAAGGUUGUAUUAAAAAAAACCUAUUUCACCAACAGAGCAUAAGAAAAAAAUAACUACCUAAAUUAAUUCUCUUUUACAAGAUCGUAAUCUAACAUAUUUAAAACUUUUUUAGAGAGCCGUUUGCGUGAAGCUGGCUAUUUCCACGCAGCAUCCCAGAAAUUACAGCUAAAGGUGAAUUUUUUUCACCUUCAAACAAAAGGAAUUGAUGUUGACAGAAUUGCGCGAAUAUUGGACGUAAUGGAAGAAAUUAAAGGUAUCGAGCCCGACAUCAUACUACUCUACACCAAUAACGAAAAUAUUGACUUCAUGCUGCAACAGGUACGAGAGAUAAUUAAACACAUUUCAUGUUUAAGAUGACAGCUGAAAACUGCUUUAGUGGUGUUCUUUUAGGAACCCUUUUUGUUAUUGUUGCUGUUGUUGUUGUUUGUAAGAGUCUUGCAACUGAAGCCCUGUCGUCGAAACAGAGGGAAAUACUGUUUUUUCUUUCCUUCUUUCUUUCUUUCUGUUUUUCUUUCUUUUUUCUAACUGCAAUACCAUACAACUCCACAACUAAGAAUUAAAUAUCUUUUAUAUAUAAUUUUCGAUAAAAUUCAGUUUUCAACGAUUUCAUCUUUAGACCUUUAUUCUGACUCAGAGAUAGCAGAUAGAGAACCUAGUUUUCUGGCAAUCCUGGCUUAAUCGACAUGAUCUACCCUCUCUCACUCUGUCAUUCAUAGCUAUAAUUCCCUCUUGUAUAAAAUUUUAAGAUUGGAUUUCAUUGGUUGUAAGACUUAGUCAUUCUGCUUCCCGUUUUCCUUUAUUAAUACAGCGACCAUGCAAAUGUAAAAGGGGCUAUAAAUGGAUACUUCAAGGAGAGGUACUGUUAUAAAUUAAGAGCCUGGAUACUUUUAGUAUUUUAAUUAUUACAUUAAAGAAUUCAUUUUAUUCUCUGCAGGUACCGAAAAACGUAACCUGUCAUCCAAACAAUGUUGUUGUUGCAAUGGGGCUUCCGUAUAUUAAAAGCCAUGCUCCUGAGGGCCUGGAAACGUUUAUGGAGAAAAAUUACGAUGAUUCUUACAAGGUGUGUGUUUUGCAUCCAUUGAGCUAGUGUCCUGAUAAUAUCUCAUUUCAUUCGGAAGUUUGCAAGGAUCGUUCUUCAUAUUCAGUUGCCACCCAAUUUCAAUUAAUAAAUUCAACUUGUUUGUUUUACUUUUUUGCAACCGUGAAAAUAAACGAAAAUUAAAUAUUGUAAAUGUUUAAUAAAUUCAACUUGCUUGUUUUACUUUUUUGAAACUGUGUAAAGAAACGAAAAUUAAAUGUUGUAAAUGUUUAAUUUCUCUAGGAGGACGUCCUUGCCCUUGCUUACGACUCAGUCAAAGUUCUAAAUCAAGCGCUAAACGAAGCACCCUGCUUGUCUAUUAACGGGACUUCCACUGUUCUACAAGAUCGACAAACAAUAUUGGCUUGCCUAAGAAAGGUAUUUACAAGUAUGCUAUAUAUAACAAAAAUAAACGGAGCCUUUCAUUUUAGCUCUUUUCACAUCAACCUUACAUUGUUUUUAGUAAGGCUCAGCCAAAGAAGAUAAUAAUUUAGCAUGUUUUGUUUUCUGUGUUUUGUUUUUUUCUUUUGUUGGUCAGGUUAAUUGGCAAAACGGUAUGACAGGGCCUGUCCAGUUUACAGAGGAUGGAUAUCGGAAAGAAAUUCACUUGGAAAUUUUAAACUUGCAGAACAAUUCAUUUCAAAAGGUAUGUGUACACCAUCACUAUUUCACCUUUUUUUUUUCUUUUCUAUUUGAGUAACAAAUUCUGCUAAUGUAAGACCUGUCAGUGGUUUUCUUUCGCUUCUGAACCGGAAACUCUUUCAUGUCUGUCACUUAAUCUCAAGCGUCUAAGUCAUAUUAUCAGUCUCUUUCAGUUUCAUUUUUUCCACUUCAUAACACUCUGCGCUUCUGACCACUACUUUUGCACAAGGUGAAGCACUUUCCACUUGGCUUUCUUUUCCACAGAUAGGCACUUGGAAUUCAACCCAAGGUGCCAUGAUGUCUGGGGAUAUCUUAAGUAACAGGAUAACUCCAUCUUCUGGAGAAACUGUGGAAGGAAAACAGUUGCAAGUGGUACUAUUGGAGGUAAAAGAAGAAGCUCUGGUUUACGAAAUUUUCGAGAAAUGUUAUGUUGAACUCAAAGGAAAUGGCGUUCAAGAGCUAAUUCCCGAAAGUUGCCUUAACUUUUAAUGUCUUACAUUAAACUAUAAUUUAAGGUACUUAAUUUCAUUGUAGUAUAAUUUAAUGCCUUUUAAUUAGCAUGUUUCUAAUUUAUAUGUAGACUGUACCGUAAACUCUAUUAGCUCUAAUUUAAACGGCGUUUAAAUACAAGUUGUUGUUUUUGUUAUGUAUAGUAAAGGAAAGAAAAAAAGGGAACAAGAACGUGCAACUUGAAGUUGCAACAUUGUCUCAAAACGAGUUAGGAAGCAAUGUUGCGCGUUUUACCACCCACGAAUCAAACCUGUCUUGUAAUAAAUCAGAUUGCUGCAACCUGAUUUUUUACAAAACAGGUUUGAUGUUGCAGGCCUGAAGUUGCAAAACAACUUGCUUGUUAUUGUUGCCCGUUUUAAUGUAGGUUGAUAUCACCAGAGAGAAUUGUAAUCUGUUAAUGAUACGAAAAUAUAAAUGGUUAGUUAAUCUUUCUAUCUACUACUCUUUAGAGAUUUUUAUUGAUAUAUGAUGACUGAAUUAAUAUUGGUUUUGUACAUCAGCAAUAUUGAUAUUUAGUAAAAUCCAACUAGUGGUCUAUUAUCAAUGAUGAGUUCUGAUUGGUUGAGCUACUACUAGGCUAUAUGUUAUAGUCCACUAGUAGCGAAAAGCACGGGCUUUUUGGCGGCAAAAAAGGAUUAAAGCCUAGCUUUAACUAGCUAAAAGUUUUUUAUUCUCGAUAUUUUUGACCAACUAGUUGGAUUUUACUAAAACUAUUAUUCCUCUCGCCCUCAUGGCCUCUGAGUCAAUAGCCCAUACGGCUUUCGGCCUCAUGGGUUAUUGACUCAGAGCCCAUUCGGGCUCAAGGAAUAAUUGUUAAGUAUACGGCUGAUACUCAUACAUAUUUUUCCCAACACAGAGUGAUCCCCCAUUUGUCAUGGUAAAAAAAGAGGAUGGUGGCGCUAAGUCAUACGAAGGAUAUUCUAUUGAUCUUUUAAAUGAACUUUCAAGAGUUUUUAAGUUUACAUACGAGAUAUAUCGAGCCCCAGAUGGUUUGUUUGGUGCCGAAACGGAAAAUGGAACCUGGAAUGGAAUGAUUGGAGAGAUAAUUAAAGGGGUUUGUAAUUUAAAUAAAUCAAUUUGUUUAAGAUUGUCGUAGUUUCGUAAGAGAGCUGAAAGAGUAAUGAUCCUGAAAGGAAUGGAAUGUCUGCUCAAACCUUAACGUGAUACGUAGUUGUGUCUAAUGAACAGUUCAAAAUGGAUAUUGUAUAGAAUUUAGAAGAUUUUAAAAAAGCUGGCGAAACUUUAAAAACCCAUUGAUAAAGUUUGAAUACAGGUUUUGUAGAUUCUGAUCCAGGUCAUGCUUCAAACGCCAAGAACUUUAACUAAAAAGACAUUGGGUGACCGUGCUUUUUUAGCUGUGGCACCUAAACUGUGGGAUGGGUUACCAUCACAAAUACGAAAUGAGCCCAAUUUUAAUAGGUUUAAAGGUUUACUUAAGACACAUUUUUUUAGAUUAGCUUUUUAUUAGGAAUUUUUUUUUUAGGAUUAUGUAUAUAUUAUAUUUUUAUAGAUCCAUCGUUUUUUUUGUAUAAUAUUUUUAGUUAUUUUGGAUAACUUAUUAAUGUUGAUAAUUUACUUUCAUGUAAUGCGCAUUUGAUCAUAUUUACAUGUAUUUUGCUCAAUAUAAAUAUUAAAUUAUUAUUAUUAUUAUUAUUAUCAUUAUUAUUAUUAUUAGGUUAAUUGAAUGAGACUUUCCUUUUAAAUCUAGUAACGUAUUUAAUUUUUUCUUUUCACUCAAAGAGAGCUGAUUUGGCAGUAAGUUCGCUGACUGUGACUGAGGCUCGAGAAAAUGUGGUGGACUUCACAGUUGCCUUCAUGUUUUACACAGAUGAAAUCUUAUUAAAGAAAACGUAUUCCAAAGAAAAAUCGGAUUUGCUACAAUUCAUGAGCCCUUUUCAUGAUCAUGUUUGGUUUUGUACUCUGGCCACACUCAUUCUCAUCUCUGUUGCUGUUUUUGUCAUAAACUACCUCAGUCCAUAUGGUCACAAGGACGCGAAUGGUAAGGGGACGUCAGAAGAGUUCAGCUUUUUCAACAGUACGUGGUUUGCAUUGGCAUGCAUGCUACAACAAGGUGGUGAUAACACGCCUCGAAACUUGUCGGGUUAGUAUAUACGUCUAGAGUAAUUCUAACGUUUAAGGAUCAGCUUUCGUUUGAUAAUAUGAAGAAUUAUGCAGAUUUCGGAAGGUUUUGUCCACCUUAGCCCUCCACUUCCCCUCAUAAAACACCCUAUAUUAUCUGUGUAAUUCCUCAUAUCUUUAUGCCUAGCCUUAGCUAACUUUUAGAACUUGAACGGUGUUAAAUCAUGGGAAAAAAGGCAUGAGGUGAAACUUGGGAGAAAUUCUACAUGGUACAACUUCAAUAGUGCCUCUAAAUGUUAUAAAGUGUUGUGAUAAGCAAAUACUAAUGCUAAGGAACGUUUUUCGGUCUGUACGAAAAGCUUUUAUCACUGUACGUUGUAAUUGGGGAAGUUUUACUUACCUUUAGGUCGUAUUCUCGCUGGCUGCUAUUGGUUUUGUAUUCUUAUCUGGAUCUCAACAUACACCGCCAAUCUGGCAGCCUUCCUCACUGUGAAGAACGCUGAAAGUCCCGUCAAAAACCUUGAAGACAUUGCCAAAUCAGACUACCAAGUGGGAGUACUUAGAUCCUCAAGUGUUUCUGAGGCAUUUAGGACAAGUCAGUAUGAAAUACACCAAAUCAUUUGGCAACGAAUUAUUUCAGGAGACAACUUGCCUAAAAAUAGAUCGGAAGGUAUUCAGUGGGUCAGAGAUCGAGAAAAAUUUGUGUUCAUAAGCGGAGGUCCAUCGCUUAGGUACUACGUCAACCAGCCACCUUGUGAUCUAAAGCUAGGUAAUAAGCUGUGUUUUUAGAGAGUACUAUGAUAUCGCAACCUCUUUCGCUUUACUUUGAUUCUGUUCCCAAAGACUAAGAGCUCUGUUUGUCAUAAAUGGUGCGUCCAGGGGUCUAUUUAAUAAAACUUUUACAAUUGUAAUUUACAAGUAUUACAAGUGUUAGACUCUAAAAACAAUAGCUAAACUAGUAAGUUACACUUGUAAAAGUUUUACUAAAUAGACCCCAGACUUGGAGACUCUAGAGUUGUUGAGAAGAGCUAAGGUAGGGAUGCACAUCGGAAGAUUAGAAUGAAACCCCUCAAGAAGACCAAUUUGGGCACGUCUCGUACCAUAAUCCGACACAGUAUGAAAACGUUUUGCUAUUAUAUUAUGUACAGAUUAGUUUCUCUACGCACACGACCCUGAACGAGCAAUUAUGAACUCGUCCUCUCCUACCUUCAUGGGUAGAAAUAACAUAUGUCCAGAAAUGCACACAAAAAAAGAAAUGACGAAUUUGGUAAAAACUGAAUUCACCAAAGGUUUAGUCUUUGAACAAUCCAAGUAAGAUAAAAAAAAAAACUAAAUAAAUAACAAAAAAAUUCACUUUUAUUUCCAUUCUGUGAGGUGGGGUGAGGUUUUGGGGGGGGGGCCUUCUCUAAUUCUACGGUUUAAGAGAUACAAGACGACUGUUAAUGGCUACCCCAAACAGUAUAGUAUGUCUCUGACACCAAGUGGGCACCCUUAUAUUCUGUACGUCGAUACUGGGUGACCAUGCUUCUUCAAUGUUUCUUCUUUAUAAGUUUCGGAGAAAAAGAAAGCCGCGUAAAGUGAAACCGGGUACUUUAAUUUAAAUUAAAAUUUUGGGCAGUUUCAGACCCUAGGAUAUUUCUUUGAAACAGUUGCAGGUUUAAGCACAGCAAAAGGAAUGGCAUUCGCUCUACAACAUAACUCUCCUUUUACCCGGGAAUUCACAUUGGCGAUUUUGCGUCUUCAAGAAAAUGGUUUUCUUGAGGGAUUAAGACGAAAAUGGUGGCAUGUCACAAGUAACUGCCCCCAAGAAGAAGAUACAAGUAAGAAAUAAGUAUUGCAUUUUGUAAUUUCAAGAGUUUCGUCGCCAUGAUAUCCGCAGAGCUCGAAGCAAAGUUCUUCACUUGGCGUACAUUUGGCCAUCUGAAUGUCAUGCAAAUCUAAUCGAUCUUCGUUUUCUUUGUUAUUCUAUGCUCAAUAUGUGGCUAGGCGAACAGCUGCUAAGAAAUACGGCUCUGCAGUUACAUGUAGCACUUUUUAGAGUAAUAAGAAACUCAUCUAAAAAACUCAUCUUUUCCCUUCCUUGCAGCAUUGGGCCGGAAGCAGAUUGAUCUGUCCAGCAUGCUGGGGGUUUACUUUGUGCUCAUCGCUGGAACAUUUUUGGCAUUCUUUGCGCUAUGCGCUGAGAUUUACUGGAAAAGAAGA